CACGUGUGGUAGCGGCGGACAGCUGGCUGCGGCUGAUCGCGGUCGGUGCCGCCGCCUGCUCCCGCCUCCCAGCCCGGGCUCCCCUCCCUCCGCUCGGCCUCCGCUCAGUGAACCCGCCGCAGCAUGGGAGACAAGAAAAGCCCGACCAGGCCGAAGCGGCAGCCCAAGCCGGCCAGCGACGAGGGAUUCUGGGAUUGCAGUGUGUGCACCUUCCGGAACAGCGCGGAGGCCUUCAAAUGCCUAAUGUGUGAUGUACGCAAGGGGACCUCCACACGGAAACCUCGUCCUGUUUCCCAGUUGGUUUCACAGCAGGUAACCCAGCAAUUUGUGCCUCCCAUACAAUCAAAGAAAGAGAAAAAAGACAAAGUGGAGAAAGAAAAGAGUGAAAAAGAAAUUGCUAUCAAAAAGAACAGUCACAAGAAAACAAGGCCACGGUUGAAAAAUGUGGAUCGAAGUAGCGCCCAGCAUUUGGAAGUUACCGUGGGAGAUCUGACAGUCAUCAUUACAGACUUUAAGGAGAAAACAAAGUCCCCACCAGCAUCCAGCACCGCAUCAGUGGAUCAACACAGUCAAAGUGGUUCUGGUUCUGAAAACACAGAAAGAGGAGUAUCCAGGUCAUCUUCACCCAGAGGAGAAGCAUCUUCUGUAAACGGGGAAUCACAUUAAAGUUUCCUUCCUCAGAUCUCUAGAUUUUUCUCCUCAAGAUUAAGACAAGCAUCUUCUGACAAUAGUUAACACAUUUUCAUGAGAAAAUAUCUGAUAUAAAACUGGUAUUUUUUUGGGUGGGAAAUGGUUAAGUAUGCACUUAUUUUUUUAUCUGUACUUUUGUAAGUGCACUGUCCAGGUUCACACUUAAGGUUGGUCAGCUUGUUUAUAAAAAGUGGGAAAAAGUCUGUCAAUGUAUGACGUUUUUCUUGUAAACUCUCUGUUCAGAAAUGGUUAUUUAAAAUAUUGGGAGUUACGUAUAGAGAGGUUGCAGGGCAAACUUUUAAAAGUGAAGCCGUCACAGUGGAAAUCAUCGAUAUGAUCCUGCUUAUGGCUUCAUUUUUACAGUUUUGCUUCAGAAUCUCUUGUGUAAAUAACCUUCAGUGUCUCUUAACUGAUGAACCAAGACAUAGAGAAGCUUACUAACCUCCAGGGAUGCAUAACCAAAUGCUUAAAUGUAUUUACUGUGCUCAAGACGGGUUUUUCUUAAGCUCUUACUUGUAAUAAGAAGGUGCUGCACAACAGUUAAUUUUGAAUUUGCUUAAUCAGUGGAGACUUUUAUCAUGUUUUGCUCCCAUGAAUACUUUAAUUACUGAACAGAUCAUGGGAGAAGUCUUAGUCCUGCAGUAUGAAAACACUCAAAAUUGAUCCCUGUUGUAUACAUUUUUUUUACACACACUCGUAUGUUUGCGCAGUAUGCAUCUGUGUCAUGAACGUGGCCUAAAUUAGAACUGUAUUGGGACAGUAGGGCAUAAAUCCAAUUCUCUAAAGCCCAUCUGUUCAGCAGAAUUAGAGGAUAUUUGCACGUGAAUGUACCAAUGGGGUGACCAACAGUUUAUCUGCUGCUGGUGAGGCUGUGCUUAACUAGAAAUAGCCUUAAAGGGAAACUGUCAUGAAAAAAACAACUUGAUAUAUUGGUGUGUAUAUUAAUAUUUGCUUCUUAGAAAAGUUGUAAGUGCCAUAGAUGUUUAUGGUAAAUAAUAUUCUGGAUUUUAAUUGCUGCUUAAUUACCCUUCAUUGCAGUUUGAGAUGCUUUGUUCGUGAGCAUUCUGCAGAUAGUCGUUGACCUGUCUAAAUGAAUAAAACACUGGUCGUUGCACACUGAUUUACAAUUACAACUAUUUAUACAGCGUCAACAUAUUCUUCAGUGCUGUACAAUCAGAAACGGGAUAAAAGUUCAAUUCUAACACAUUGACAUACGGGAACAGUAGUGUGUGUCUAGAUAUAUAUAUCCAAUGAGGGAAUAAUCACCGCAAAACCAAGUAAUGUUUUGUUUUUUUUCCUUCAUCAUAGUUCCCCUUUAAUGUGUUUCAAGCUUUAUCACUUUUCCAGCAGACAGUAAUCAAACUUUACAUAAGCACAGAUACCUAUGUCGGGGAGCGCUCUGAUAAGCAAGCCAGUAUACAAAUAAACUGCACAGAUGAGGGGUCUUGAGGACUUUAUAUUUUAUUUUGUAAAGGUACACUGGGCUAUUGCAGAUAGAAACAGAUGCUAACUGCUUACUUCAAAAUCUAUAGGGUACAGUAACAUUUAAGUCAUCUGAGAAGUAUAUGCAUAUUUUUUUUUUUUUCACCCAAUGUUCCCAAGAGACCCAGUUCAUUAUCGGUUUUAGCGUUCUAAUUGCAAAUUAUUAAAUAUGUAAAGGCACUGAAGGGGUGUACACACUAUAUCUGUCUUAAUGUUACAAAUUUAAUGUUGAAGUGCCAUGGAAAUGUGGUUGGUCAUUUGUUAUUCAGUGUUAUUAGUGAACCCAUCUUCACUUUUAGGUUCGUGAAUACUAACACAUGUUGACUUGUUUCUUAAAGGCAUGUGUGGAAGCAAUUUUUAUAACAUAGUUAAAGCUGUAUUAUUUGGAAUAUAGUGAUGCAUAGUUAGGACUACAACUGAAAAAGCAAUUUCAAAGUGGUUAUCUUAAAUGCACCUGCUGGUACUUGGUGUGAUUUAAUAGGAAUGAAAUAUAAAAUAAAGCCUUUUUAUAAAGU
Molecule: messenger RNA, 2687 nt
Organism: Pelobates fuscus (common spadefoot toad)
Lineage: Eukaryota; Metazoa; Chordata; Amphibia; Anura; Pelobatidae
Gene: YAF2
Product: YY1 associated factor 2
Exons: 4
Coding region: 124-666 (180 amino acids)
Biological process (GO): positive regulation of DNA-templated transcription
Cellular component (GO): nucleus
Molecular function (GO): transcription coregulator activity; DNA binding
Source: RefSeq, a predicted model, not a curated record